Molecule: messenger RNA, 570 nt
Organism: Brettanomyces bruxellensis
Lineage: Eukaryota; Fungi; Ascomycota; Pichiomycetes; Pichiales; Pichiaceae
Exons: 1
Coding region: 1-570 (189 amino acids)
Source: RefSeq, a predicted model, not a curated record
AUGCUGUUCACAUCUUUCAUAUUAUUACUUUUCUUGGGAAUAGCCUCAGCAUUGAAAGGCUCCAUUGACUUUUCGAAAGAUGCUGUCAAGAUUGUUGAUCCUGCAAGGGCAUCAUUAUUAUUACUUGACAAGGAAGAUAAAUCUUGGAGAGUUUUCCAUUUUAGGGAAAAUGGCGAUUUUUACCUACCUCAAUUAUCUAAGGGGAAGUAUGAGCUUUUGAUUCAAUCUCUAGAUUUUAAAUUAUCUACAGGACCCUCUUACAAAAUUACGGUGCUCAACAGUACACAUUAUAUAGUCGAGGAUGCUCAGACGGGUAAAGAGCUUGAGGAUGGGCUUGAAUUUUCAGCAGAUAAAGUGGUUUUGAGGAAUUUUAUCGACAAUGAUUCAUCGGGAAGUUUCCUUAACAGUCUUCCGUUCGUUCCUCUCAUUAGGAAAUACCCACUAAUGGGAAUGCUGCUAUUGGGCUGUAUUGCUCUCAUGGUUUCUCCAAUGAUAAUUAGUAAAUUUGAUCCGGACUUUAAUGAGAAGCUUAUUCAGGCUCAACAGGACACAAAAGCACAUCAAUCUUAG